GCGUGGCUUUGGUCAAUCAUAAAAGCACAGGGCUAAACUCUGCUCGUCCCCACUCACACCCGGAGUCGCAAGACAGACUGAGACAUCUCACAAACGAGGACUAGACCAACCCAGGCAAAAUGAAAGUCGGUAUCAAUGGAUUCGGGCGCAUCGGUCGUCUGGUGACCCGUGCUGCCUUCCACUCCAAGAAGGUGGAAAUUGUGGCCAUCAAUGACCCAUUCAUUGACCUGGAAUACAUGGCUUACAUGUUCAAGUAUGACUCCACCCACGGACGUUUCCACGGUGAGGUCCAUAUUGAGGGAGACAAGCUUGUCAUUGAUGGACACAAGGUCACCAUCUUCCAUGAGAGGGACCCCACCCACAUCAAAUGGGGUGAUGCUGGUGCCCAGUACGUUGUGGAGUCCACUGGUGUGUUCACCACCAUUGAGAAGGCCUCUGCUCACUUGAAGGGUGGUGCCAAGAGAGUCAUCAUCUCUGCACCCAGUGCCGAUGCUCCUAUGUUCGUCAUGGGUGUCAACCACGAGAAGUACGACAAAUCCCUCACAGUUGUCAGCAAUGCCUCCUGCACAACCAACUGUCUGGCUCCUUUGGCCAAGGUCAUCAACGACAACUUCCACAUCAUUGAGGGUCUGAUGAGCACAGUUCAUGCCAUCACUGCCACCCAGAAGACCGUGGACGGGCCCUCUGGUAAGCUGUGGAGGGAUGGCCGUGGUGCCAGCCAGAACAUCAUCCCCGCCUCCACUGGCGCCGCCAAGGCUGUCGGCAAAGUUAUCCCUGAGCUCAAUGGCAAGCUGACUGGUAUGGCUUUCCGUGUGCCCACCCCCAAUGUGUCAGUGGUUGAUCUGACCGUCCGUCUGGAGAAGCCAGCUAAAUAUGAUGACAUCAAGAAGGUUCUGAAGGCUGCAGCUGAGGGACCCAUGAAGGGCAUUCUGGGAUACACAGAGCACCAGGUCGUCUCCACAGACUUCAACGGUGAUACCCACUCCUCUAUCUUUGAUGCCGGCGCUGGCAUCGCUCUUAACGAUCACUUUGUCAAGCUGGUCUCAUGGUACGACAAUGAGUUCGGCUACAGCAACCGCGUCUGCGACCUCAUGGCCCACAUGGCAACCAAGGAAUAAAGCAACCAGCUGAUGGAGCAUCUCUGCGUUAGCCACAUUCUCCUUAAUCCAGAGUUAUAAAUGUAGAAAACUGCAUAUGAUCUCUGACUGCCUAGUUCCAUCAGAUAGUCGAUCAUCAUUCUACGCCUGAGGAAAUGUCCCACAGAACAAAUGAUUUAGUUUCCUGACCAACCAACCUUUUCUUUUUUUUUUCAUUUCUCAAAUUCUCUUUUCUGGUCUUGUCUUGAAUGGGGUAAAGGUGUGAAAGUCAUUUCCUGUCUGUGGUGCUGAAGUGCUACAGUCAGUGGUGGAAUAAAGUCCAUUGUUUGUGAGA
Molecule: messenger RNA, 1431 nt
Organism: Cololabis saira (Pacific saury)
Lineage: Eukaryota; Metazoa; Chordata; Actinopteri; Beloniformes; Belonidae
Gene: gapdh
Product: glyceraldehyde-3-phosphate dehydrogenase
Exons: 12
Coding region: 120-1118 (332 amino acids)
Biological process (GO): glucose metabolic process
Molecular function (GO): NAD binding; oxidoreductase activity, acting on the aldehyde or oxo group of donors, NAD or NADP as acceptor; NADP binding
Source: RefSeq, a predicted model, not a curated record